Molecule: messenger RNA, 780 nt
Organism: Daldinia loculata
Lineage: Eukaryota; Fungi; Ascomycota; Sordariomycetes; Xylariales; Hypoxylaceae
Exons: 5
Coding region: 1-780 (259 amino acids)
Source: RefSeq, a predicted model, not a curated record
AUGCGCUCUACAAUCGUGCUUGGCCUUAUGGUUAUAUUAUCCCGUGCCACACCUCCUAUGACAUUCGACUGCGCCAACGAUAUGCAAGAUAUCUGCGAUAAUAUGUGCUGGGGGGCAUAUUGCACACAUCCGGCCUUUGGCAGCACGUUGGAAUACGACAAUUAUGGUGGCACCGGUUCCCGUGAGGGUAGCAUUGGCAAGCGGCGCACUAACUCAGCCGGAUGCACUCCUAGGCCCAACAGAUGCAGCUCCGUCCCUAAGAAAAAUUGUGACGAAUACCCCUUCGCGAGCACAAGUGACGCAGACAAGGGCGGCCAAGUCACAAAAUGCGUUGUUAGCGGCCACAACUCUCGCCAAGGCUCCAUCAUCAGCCAGUAUGUUUCAGCCAACUGCAACAAGCAGAAAUGCAGCAUCAUAGUCGGAUUCGGAAACCCGAACACCCACGGCGUAAAGUACUGCAAGGCCUACAGCGAUCCUUACAACCAGUGUGUUCCCGACGGGACCAUCUGGAAGAACGGCAAGGCGGAUGUGCGUCCGCCCAAGUCCGCUUCGAGGCGUAGCAUUGGUAAUAAUACGACGGUGUCCUUGCCCGGAGGCUUGUAUCUCAUGAAGUCUGGGGUGGAGGUCGCUUUUGGAGCGAAUUUGGACGUCGGCACUAAGACGAAGCGCGCGGCGCCGAGGAACGCGACAUUUGCGCGGAGAGCGCUGGAUGGUCUCGAGGAUGAGGAGGACGUCCGUUGGGACUUUCACGAUGACGAGAUUGUGGCUCGUCUUGAAUAA